UCACCUGCCUUUUGGGAUUACCUUGAGUUAGUCCAAGUUUUAUUCUCAAGAACGAACACACUCUUCUAUCCAAAAUUCAUUAGGAACGUGUCAAAAAUUUGGUUUAUAUAUUAACUCCCGACUAACUCAACCGGGACUGCGCUCUUCCCGGCCUUUGCCCGGAAACCAGAGAUCGUGUAACCCCCCCCCACAAAAAUGUCCUUUCCACGCAUGAUGAACGCUUUGCAGCGGAGCCUGGGCCUUUACAGGAGGAUUCAGUUGGCCAGAACAAGCCAGUCUUUGGGUGGCGAGACGGGACUUUUAAAACACAACCUUCGGUCCGCUGAUAUGCGAAUCCUACGCGGAAUGGCGAAGGAGUGUGAGCCCGUUGAUCCGGUGAUCAAGGGCGUGGUGGUGGGCGUCUAUGCCAAGGAGGCCGACAAGGAUGCCAAGUUGACACCCAGUGGCGAGAAGUUUGACGACCGGACGCAGGGCAAGGUAUCGGAGCUGCUGCGUGAAACUUUAAUGCACGGUGAGCUCGGCAAGGGUAUGGUCUUCACCAACGUGGACGCCGAGUUCCGGGCCGUGGCUGUUGUGGGUUUGGGCCAAGAGGGUGCCGCAUUUAACGACUUGGAGAUGAUUGACGAGGGCAUGGAAAAUGCUCGUGUGGCUGCCGGUGUGGGAGCAAGAGCCUUACAGCUGCAGGGAUGCACGGAGGUGUUUGUGGACUCUAUGGAGUAUCCGGAACAGGCGGCCGAGGGUAGUGCUUUGGCUAUUUGGCGAGCCAACAGUAACUUGCGUCGUCGGGACCGUAUUCAAAUACCCAAACUGCAUUUAUACGACUCGCCGGAUGUGGAUUCUUGGACACGAGGAUUGUUCAAGGCGGAGUCCCAGAACCUGGCUCGCCGGCUGAGUGAUGCCCCGGCGAAUCAGAUGACACCAACCAUAUUUGCCCAGUCUGCGGUGGAUGCCCUGUGUCCGUGCGGCAUUUCCGUGGAGGUCCGUACCAUGGACUGGAUAGAAAAUAAUCACCUCAACUCCUUCCUGAUGGUGGCCAAGGGUAGCUGUGAACCGCCAGUGAUCCUGGAGGUUAGCUACUGCGGCACUGCGCCCGAGGACAGGCCCAUCCUGCUGCUGGGCAAGGGACUGACCUACAACAGUGGCGGCCUGAGCCUGCGGUCCAGGGAGUGCCUGCACAUGUAUCGGGGCUGCAUGGCCGGAGCGGCGGUCUGCGUGGCCACCAUCCGGGCGGCGGCUGCCCUGUCGCUGCCCAUAAACAUCAGCGCCCUGCUGCCGAUGUGCGAGAACAUGCCCUCCGGCAUGGCUGUGAAGCCAGGAGAUGUGGUCACCCUGCUCAAUGGCAAGACCAUGGGCAUUGUGGAUACGAGCAAGGCCAGUGUGGUGGCAAUGGCAGAUCCUUUGCUUUAUGGCCAGACCACCUUUAAGCCUCGCCUGUUGGUGGAUUUGGCCACCGCUGGCUAUGGCGUGUGCGCCGGUCUGGGAGGAUCUGCUGCCGGUUUGUUCACCAACUCGAAUUUUGUGGCCAAGCAGUUCGAGAAGGCUGGCUCCGUGACGGGCGAUCGGUUGUGGCGUCUGCCCCUGUGGCGUUACUUCAAGCAGCUGGUGACCCCGAAUCGCACCUUUGACAUUAGCAACCGAGGACGUGGUCCUGCCUCCAGUUGCAUUGCUGCCGCCGUGCUGCACGAGAUGGUGCCGUGUGCGGAUUGGGCUCACAUCGAUAUACGGAAUGUGGGCAUGCUGACGCGUUAUAAUCCUUUGCCCUAUCUACUCAAGGAUACCAUGACAGGCAGACCCACCCGUACGGUCAUCCAAUUCCUCCUCCAGAUGGCCUGUUCGGAGAAAUGAUCCAUGACGGGCCUUUUUUUACUGGUUUUUUACGGCUGUUUUGUUUUAGUUUUUUGAUUUUAAGUUUACUAUUUCUUUCUGUCGACAUGUCCAAAAUUUAAUGUUUAGUUUUCGAAAGUUCUGGAAGAUCAAGGAUCAGGUUUUAAGACAAGACCAAGAUCGAGAGAGAUGUUAAAAUGGAAUUUACGGAAACCUU
Messenger RNA from Drosophila serrata, 2041 nucleotides. RefSeq names its product Sperm-Leucylaminopeptidase 5 (gene S-Lap5). NCBI's taxonomy places the organism in Eukaryota, Metazoa, Arthropoda, Insecta, Diptera, Drosophilidae. The record is from RefSeq and is a predicted model, not a curated record. Gene Ontology annotation, cellular component: cytoplasm. Gene Ontology annotation, molecular function: manganese ion binding; metalloaminopeptidase activity. Gene Ontology annotation, biological process: proteolysis.